AUGCGCUUUACUGCUAGCAUUAUCACGUUGGCUUUGACAGCCACUGCAGUCAGCGCUUGGUCACCUCCUGACUUUCACUUUUUCGACCAGAGCAACCCACAAGGCGACUGGAACCAACAACAACAACCCGUUACAGAGGAACCCGAUUCGUUUCAUGUUCUCAAGAACGACCAAUUGCAAGGCUACGAAUUGCGCUUGCGCUCCGUGCGUGCCAACAACCCCGUAUCAUGUGAAGAAGGAAUUCAGUACUCGGGCUAUAUCGACAAUUUGGAAACUGACGACCACUUGUUCUUUUGGUUCUUUGAGUCUCGCAACUCUCCUUCAACCGAUCCUCUCGUCUUAUGGCUUAACGGUGGUCCAGGUUGUUCGUCCAUGAUGGGUCUUUGGAUGGAACUUGGCCCUUGCUUGGUUGAUAAGACUGGCAACGAAACCGUACGCAAUGAGUACAGCUGGAAUAGCGUCGCCAAUGUUAUCUUUUUGGAUCAGCCCGUCAAUGUGGGUUAUAGCUAUGGCAAGACCAAGGUCAAGACUUCCAAGGAAUCUGCACGUGAUGUAUACGCCUUUUUGCAAUUGUUCUUGGGUCAAUUCCCCGAAUACGCUUCCAAUCCAUUCCAUAUCUCUGGUGAAUCUUAUGGUGGCCACUAUCUUCCCGCUCUCGCAUCAGAAAUCAUUGCAAACAACAAGGUCGCUGACGAGAAGGGUCUCUUGCUUCUUCCAUUCGAGUCAAUGCUCGUGGGUAAUGGAUUCACAAAUCCGCGUACCCAAUAUAAGUACUAUGAAGAAUAUUCUUGUGCUCAUGAUAGCCCUUACAAACCAAUCUACAGCGAGGAACAAUGCCAAGAACAACGUGACAAGUAUCCUCGUUGCAAAGCUUUGAUGGAUGUUUGUUACAAAGUGCCGAGUUCCUUGACCUGCGUCCCUGCCAAUCUUUAUUGUGAGCGUGCCAUUCAAGCACCUUUCGACUCAACCGGUCUUAAUCCUUAUGACAUCCGCAAGCCUUGUGCUGGAAACAGUGGUCUGUGCUAUGAAGAAAUUGAAGCCAUCGCCAAGUAUGCCAACAAGCCCGAAGUGCGUUUGGAAUUGGGAGUUGAUGAAGAGGCUGGCGUAUAUGAAGGUUGCGAUGAAGGUGUUGGUUACAACUUUGCUACGGCUGGUGAUGGUGGUUUCGACUUUACUCCCCAAGUGGCCGAGACUUUGGAAUCAGGUGUCCGUGUCUUGUUGUAUGUCGGUGAUAUGGAUUGGAUCUGCAACUGGUACGGCAAUAAAGCAUGGUCCUUAGAAAUGGAAUGGUCGGGCCAACAAGGUUAUCGUGAAGCUGAGGAUGAGCCUUGGAUCAAUCAAAAGACGCUUGAGAAAGCUGGUGAAGUCCGCUCCUACGACAAGUUGACUUUCUUGCGUAUUUUCGAUGCCGGCCACAUGGUUCCUUAUGAUCAACCCGAGAACGCCCUCGAUUUCUUCGGCCGCUGGUUACGAAAUGAGCCAUUGAACGCCUAA
Messenger RNA from Lichtheimia ornata, 1494 nucleotides. RefSeq lists its product as uncharacterized. The transcript has 10 exons. Gene Ontology annotation, biological process: proteolysis. Gene Ontology annotation, cellular component: fungal-type vacuole. The record is from RefSeq and is a predicted model, not a curated record. Bases 1 to 1494 code for a protein of 497 amino acids. NCBI's taxonomy places the organism in Eukaryota, Fungi, Mucoromycota, Mucoromycetes, Mucorales, Lichtheimiaceae. Gene Ontology annotation, molecular function: serine-type carboxypeptidase activity.